Habropoda laboriosa is the source of this 468-nucleotide messenger RNA. Its product is annotated as venom allergen 5.02-like. The coding region runs from base 1 to 468 and encodes 155 amino acids. The transcript is spliced from 3 exons. The record is from RefSeq and is a predicted model, not a curated record. NCBI's taxonomy places the organism in Eukaryota, Metazoa, Arthropoda, Insecta, Hymenoptera, Apidae.
AUGACAGGUCAUAUCUCGUUCUGUUUCUUAUUGUUCUUAACGGGUUGCUGUGAUUGCACGCUACCACGAACAAUAUCAUCGCCGGCGCGUCGCGACGCCAAUGCUUACUGCCGUAUCUGCGCCAAUCACACCAUGUGCCGAUUUCCGUACGACACCGACGGCGCCAGAUGCGUGAAACUCGAGCAUGCUGAUCUGGAUGAGAAGGACAUAGCGAUGAUAAUCGAUUGUCACAACGUUUAUCGCAAUACUGUGGCAAACGGGGACGAGCAACGUGGAAAUCCAGGCCCGCAACGUCCAGCGAAACACAUGAUGGAACUGGUUUGGUUCAAGCGAUUCGAUGUGUGGCAGAACGUGCACGUGCUCGAUAUGAACAGCGUGGGAAACGUGACGUCCAGCGCUAGAAUUCACUUUCAUAUUCAAUCAUGGUACGACGAAGUAGAAGACUUCGAUUCCGCGGAAUUCGGGUAA